AUGGCAGCCUAUCAAAACCUGUUCAUGUUUGUCGCCGGUUUUACCCUCAUCGCGUUGGCUUCAAAACAGAUUGGACAGCUUUUCACCAGAUUUAAACUCCCCUUGAUUAGUGGCUUUCUCUUUGCCGGCAUAAUCGCAGGGCCCUUUAUAUUCGAUUUCAUUUCAGUAGAGGCGACCAAGCGGUUACGCUUUGUGGAUGAGCUCUCCUUGGCAUUUAUCGCCUUUGUUGCUGGAAGUGAAUUGUACUUAAAGGAGCUGAGAAGCCGAUUUAAGAGUAUUAAAUUGGUAAGUAUUGGCAUUGUCAUCAGCACCUUCAUGUUGGGCAGCUUGACCGUUUUUGCGUUAGCGGAUUUUAUGCCGUUUACGCGGGGACUUCCAGUUGCAAGCCGAAUUGCCAUCGCUAUUCUCGCCGGUGCGAUUUUAGUCGCACGGUCUCCAUCCUCCGCCGUUGCGAUUAUAAAGGAACUUCGUGCCAAAGGUCCAUUUACGCAAACGGUUAUGGGCGUCACUGUCGUUAUGGAUGUCCUUGUCAUCAUCUUGUUCUCUGUCAAUUCCUCUAUCGCGGAUGCCCUCUUAACCGGCCUCCAGUUUAAUCUGACUUUCAUCAUUUUGCUAUUCGUUGAGUUGACGGCGGCAGUGGCAGGGGGAUAUGUCGUUGGAAAAAUUUUACAACGAAUUCUGUCAAGCCGAAUCAAUCAUACCGUAAAGAUAGGUGGCAUCUUACUGACGGGCUAUGCGGUGUUUGCCGUAUUCGCUGGGAUUCGCCAUUUCACCCAUGACAGGUUGCCCUUUGAAGUGUUUGUAGAGCCCUUACUCGUUUGUAUGAUUGGGAGUUUCUGGCUGAUUAACAGAACCGACUUUCGCGAUGAGUUCCUGAAAAUACUCCACGAAGUUGGACCGCUGAUUUAUAUUGCCUUUUUCACACUGACCGGUGCUUCACUCACUUUGGAUAUUUUGGCAGACAUUUGGCCAAUUACGUUACUGUUGGUUGCGGUCCGUUUGGGGGGAAUAUUCAUCGGUUCUUUUACCGGCGGCGUGUUGGCUGGAGACCCGAUGACCUACAACAAAGUCAGUUGGAUGGCUUAUAUCACGCAGGCUGGCGUGGGAUUGGGACUGGCUAAAGAGGUCGGAGGGACAUUUCCGGCGUGGGGUCCGGCUUUCGCCACGCUGAUGAUUUCCAUCAUCGUGGUAAAUCAGGUUGUCGGACCUGCCUUUUUUAAGGGGGCACUCGUUUGGCUAAAAGAGGCGCGUCCUCGUGCCAAGAAAUCCGAGCCGGAUCAGAUACACAGUGCCAUCAUCUUUGGGGCUGACAGCCAAUCACUGGCACUCGCUCGGCAGUUGCGAGCGCAUAACUGGGAGGUAAAGGUCGCAUACAGGCAAACGGGCGAGAUAAAAAAUGUGGCAAGUUCGUAUUUUGACGUUCAGCCGAUGCCCGGUUUUUCGUUGAACGAACUACAAGCGUUUGGCGUAGGCGAAGCCGGUGCCGUUGUCACGAUGCUUUCUGACGAAGAUAAUUACCGUAUCUGUGAACUCGCCUAUGAGCAUUUUGGAACGGAUAACCUCGUUGUGCGGUUGAACGAUUUAGCCAAUUAUGAUCGUUUCCGUGAACUGGGUGCCUUUACUGUCAGACCUUCUACCGCAAUCAUUAGUCUACUGGACCAUUUCGUGCGGGCGCCAUCAUCAGUUUCACUGCUGCUUGGGAUGGAAGAGAACCACGAUAUUAUCGAUUUGGAGGUUCGUAAUCCCAAUCUGGCGGGUAUGGCGGUGCGAGAUUUGCACUUGCCAUCGGAUGCAUUAAUCCUGUCAGUUCGCCGCGCUGGGCAUAUUAUAAUCACACACGGUUAUACAGAUCUACAAAUUGGUGAUUGGGUGACGGUCGUUGGCUCACUAGAUAGUCUGGAAGCGUUGGAGUUGCGAUUUGAUGAACACUUACCAUCGUCCCGCACCACCUAUCCCCUACGACGCGACUUGGCUCUCGAAAAGGAUGCAGCAGGGUAA
This is a messenger RNA of Geodia barretti, 1998 nucleotides long. The record is from the annotation of a GenBank genome assembly. NCBI's taxonomy places the organism in Eukaryota, Metazoa, Porifera, Demospongiae, Tetractinellida, Geodiidae.